This is a messenger RNA of Marmota flaviventris (yellow-bellied marmot), 12403 nucleotides long. The record is from RefSeq and is a predicted model, not a curated record. NCBI's taxonomy places the organism in Eukaryota, Metazoa, Chordata, Mammalia, Rodentia, Sciuridae.
AUGGUGAGAAAGGUUUUCCAAGAUGGAAGUCCGAGUGCUUCCAGUGCAGGGGUGUCUGGUGAGGUGGGGGGACCUGGCAAUGUCCUUGUGCUGUGGAUAGGUAGCAUCCGAGUGACCUACGUGGGAGCAGACUCAUUCUGGAGUUCUGCAGAGGUGCUGAUAGGUGAUUCUGCUAAGCUGGAACCCUGCGUGGUCACAGCGCUGGUGAUUUCUGCGAAAAUCCGCUGUAUAGGGGGUCCUCUCACACUCUCUGAGAUAUUUGAAACCAGAAUAGACUCAUUUCAUAUUACUGGCUUACCAGAUAAUUCAAAAAAACCCCGCCUCCUGUCUUCAUUGGAUGGUACAUCACUCUUCCAGAUUAUAUUUGAGAUAAAUCCAUUAGAUGAAACUGUUUCUCAGAGGUGUAUCAUAGAAGCUGAACCAUUGGAAAUGAUAUAUGAUGCAAGGACAGUGAAUAGUAUAAUAGAAUUCUUCAGGCCUCCAAAAGAGGUACAUCUAGCACAGCUCACUUCAGCAACUUUAACAAAACUUGAAGAAUUUCGUGAAAAGACAGCAACAGGUCUUUUGUAUAUUAUUGAAACACAGAAAGUUCUUGACCUCAGAAUUAACUUGAAGGCUUCAUACAUUAUUGUACCACAAGAUGGAAUUUUUACUCCUACAUCUAAUCUACUACUUUUGGAUCUUGGUCAUCUAAAGGUGGCAAGUAAAAUUCGUUCGGAAUUACCAGAUGUGAAACAAGGUGGGCCCAACCUUGAAGAAAUCAUGCAAAGAGCUUAUGAUUCCUUUGAUAUUAACCUUACAAGCAUACAACUACUUUAUAGUAGAGUAGGUGAUAAUUGGAAAGAAGCACGGAAACUCAAUGUAUCUACACAGCAUAUUUUGGUGCCCAUGCACUUCAAUGUGGAACUCUCUAAGGCCAUGGUUUUCAUGGAUAUAAAGAUGCCCAAAUUCAAGGUUUCUGGAGAGUUACCUCUUGUUUCUUUACGAAUCUCUGAUAAAAAACUGCAAGGGAUUAUGGAAUUGGUGGAAAGCAUUCCAAAACCUAUAUUUACAACUGAUGUAUCUGCCCCUGUCAAAUCAAUUCAGGUUCAAGCAUAUACUGGUUCAGGACCGUCACAUAUUUCACAGAAAAUAAUUCCUGUCUUGGAACUUCCACGUAUUACUGAGGAUGACUCAGAAGAAGAAUUUUUUGAUGCACCAUGUAGUCCCUUGGGAGAGUUUCCUCAAGUUCCAGUUAGAGUUAAAAGUACUCAACACAAAAAAUUACAAAAGCAAGAUUGUUCAGUAAAUUUGACUGAGAUUAAAAUGCGAUUUGAAGUAGCAGAGGUUUUGAUUCAAUUUUAUCACCUUGUGGGUGAUUGUGAACUACCUGUGGUAGAAAUUGAUGUUUUAGGAUUAGGCACAGAAGUUGAACUUAGAACAUUUGAUUUGAAAGCAAGUGCCUUUUUGAAAGAGUUCUGCUUAAAAUGCCCAGAAUACUUAGAUGAAAACAAGAAACCUGUUUAUUUGGUCACAACACUGGAUAACACAAUGGAAGAUCUGUUAACAUUGGAAUAUGUGAAGGCUGAAAAUAAUGCACCUAAUUUGAAAAGUACCUAUAACAAUGUUUUACAACUGCUUAAGGUGAAUUUUUCAUCUUUGGAUAUUCAUUUACAUACUGAAGCACUUCUGAAUACAAUGAAUUAUCUCAAUAACAUCCUUCCACAAUCAGUGGAAAAACCAACCUCAGUGUCUGUUCCAGAGACUGAAGACAAAGGAGAUGUCAUUAAAAAAUUGGCUUUAAAACUAUCCAUGAAUGAAGAUAUUAUAACCUUGCAGAUUUUAGCAGAAUUAUCAUGUAUACGGAUUUUUAUUCAAGAUCAGAAACAUAACAUUGCCGAAAUUAAGAUUGAAGGACUUGAUUCUGAAAUGAUUAUGAGGACUUCAGUUAUGGAAAUAAAUGCCAAGCUAAGGAAUAUAAUUGUUUUGGAUUCUGAUAUAAUGGCUGUGUACAAAAAGGCUGUGUAUAUCACUGGAAAAGAAGUUUUCAGCUUCAAAAUGGUUUUUUACACGAAUGUAACUGCUGGUUCUGCAGACACAGAUAUGAAUGUGGUUGACGUUCGGUUUAAUUUAACUGUUGGUUGCAUUGAAGUCGUUUUUGUCACAAAAUUUCUAUAUUCCAUAAUAGCUUUUAUAGAUAAUUUUCAAGCAGCAAAACAAGCCUUGGCUGAAGCAACUGUUCAGGCAGCAGGAAUGGCUGCUACUGGUGUAAAAGAACUGGCACAAAGGAGUUCUAGAUUUGCAUUAGAUAUUCACAUCAAAGCCCCAGUUGUGGUUAUCCCACAGUCUCCUGUUUCUGAAAAUGUUUUCGUUGCUGAUUUUGGACUUAUCACAAUGAAAAAUACAUUUGUUCAAAUAUCAGAGAGCCAGAGCUAUCCCCCACCUAUUAUUGACUUGAUAACAAUAAAGCUGAGUGAAAUGAGACUAUAUAGGUCUCAGUAUUUUAAUGAUGCAUACCAGGAAGUACUGGACCUAUUACUGCCAUUAAAUCUUGAAGUGGUUGUUGAGCGAAAUAUGUCCUGGGAAUGGUACCAAGAAGUUCCUUGUUUUAAUGUAAAUGCUCAGCUAAAACCUAUGGAGUUUAUUCUUAGUCAAGAAGAUAUGACUACUAUUUUUAAAACAUUAUAUGGCAACUUAUGGUAUGAAGAUGUUAAUGCCUCACCUGCUAGUGUGAAAGACCACUCUGGCAAUUCUAAUGGAGUAGCUAAUGCUUCAUACCAUUCAGGAGGAGCAACUAUGGUAACAGCUGCUGUUGUAGAAGUACAUUCACAUGCUUCUCAAGUUAAGACAACACUAAAUAUGAGUUUCAAAACUGAUUAUCUCACCAUGGUACUGUAUAGUCCAGGUCCUGAACAGGAGGCUUUUACAGAUGUUCGUGAUCCUUCUCUGAAACUUGCUGAAUUUAAGUUGGAAAAUAUUACAAGUAAUUUAAAAAUGUAUACAGAUGAAUCAGUAUUUUCUUCUUUCUCAUUAAGAAACUGUAUUUUAGAUGAUAAAAGACCUCACAUCAAGAAAGCAACUCCUAGAAUGAUAGGACUGACAGUUGGGUUUGACAAAAAGGACAUGAUGGAUGUUAAGUUUAGGAAAAUCAGAGAUGGUUCUGUGACUGAUGCAGUCUUUCAAGAAAUGUAUAUUUGUGCAAGUGUGGAAUUCCUGCUGACAGUUGCAAAUGUCUUUUUGGAGGCAUACACAGCAGGGUCUAUUACAGAGACCAAUGUUCAAGCAUGGACUUCUAAAGAAGCACCUGUACAGGAAUCAGAGAAAUGGGAAGUUAAUAUUCUUAUUAAAAACCCUGAAAUUGUGUUUGUGGCUGACAUGACAAAAAAUGAUGCUCCUGCCUUGGUCAUUACAACACAAUGUGAAAUUUGCUGUAAAGGUGACAGUAAAAAUAGUACAAUAACUGCUGCUAUUAAAGAUCUCCAAAUCAGAGCAUGCCCAUUUCUUCCAGCCAAGAGAAAAGGCAAAAUCACUACUGUUUUGCAGCCCUGUGACUUGUUUUUUCAGUCUACUCAGACAGGUACAGAUCCACAAGUGAUUGAUAUUUCAGUAAAAUCCCUUACACUAAAGGUUUCACCAGUUAUCAUAAAUACCAUGAUUACUAUAACUUCAGCACUUUAUACAACUAAAGAAACCACCCCAAAAGAGAUGGCUUCUUCUUCAGCACAUUUAUGGGAAAAGAAGGAUACAAAGAAUUUAAAAAUGUGGUUUCUUGAAGGGUCAAAUGAAACUGAAAAAAUAUCUCCCUCAGUUGAAUUGGUACCCAAAGGAGAGAUGAUGAAAUUGAACAUUGAUUCUAUUUUUCUGGUUCUUGAGGCUGGAAUUGGUCAUAGAACAGUGCCUAUGCUUUUGGCAAAGUCAUGUUUUUCAGGGGAAGGCAAAAACUGGAGUAGUCUAAUAAAUCUCCACUGUCAGCUUGAGCUAGAAGUUCAUUAUUAUAAUGAAAUGUUUGGUGUAUGGGAGCCUUUGCUUGAACCAUUAGAAAUUGAUCAGACUGAAGACUUUAGACCAUGGAAUCUUGGAAUCAAGAUGAAAAAGAAAGCAAAACAAGCUAUUGUUGAGUCAGAUUCUGAAGAAGAAAACUACAAAGUGCCAGAAUAUAAAACUGUCAUCAGUUUCUAUUCAAAAGAUCAGUUAAACAUUACAUUAUCCAAAUGUGGCCUUGUAAUGUUAAGUAAUUUAGUUAAGGCAUUUACCGAAGCUGCUACUGGAUCUGCACCUGUCUUUGUAAGGGAUCUAGCACCAUUUAUGAUUUUAAAUUGUCUUGGACUUACGAUCUCUGUUUCACCAAGUGAUUCUUUUAAUGUACUCAAUGUUCCUCUGGCAAAGUCAUAUACAUUAAAAAAUAUGCAAAGUUUAAGUAUGGAUUAUGUCCGAACUAAGGACAAUGACCAUUUUAAUGCAAUGACCAGCCUAAGCAGCAAACUCUUCUUCAUUCUUCUUACUCCUGUUAACCACUCGACUGCUGAUAAGAUUCCUUUAACAAAAGUAGGACGAUGUCUGUACACUGUAAGACACAGAGAAUCUGGAGUUGAAAGAUCUAUUGUUUGUCAAAUUGAUGCAGUAGAAGGAAGUAAGAAGAUAACAGUUCGCUCACCAGUGCAGAUUAGAAAUCAUUUUUCAAUUCCAAUCUCUGUUUAUGAAGGAGAUACUUUAUUGGGAAUUGCUUCACCUGAAAAUGAAUUCAACAUACCAUUAGCAUCUUACCGAUCAUUUCUUUUUCUGAAGCCAGAAGAUGAGGACUAUCAAAAGUGUGAACCAAUUGACUUUGAAGAAAUUAUAGCAAAUGAUGGAGCUCUUCUUAAGAAGAAAUGUAGAUCUACAAACCCUUCUAAGAAAUCAUUUAUUAUUAAUAUCGUCCCUGAAAAAGAUAGUUUGACAUCUCUGUCAGUAUAUUCACAAGAUGGUUGGGACUUACCUUAUAUAAUGCAUUUGUGGCCACCCAUCCUACUUCGAAAUCUUCUUCCUUAUAAAAUUGCUUAUUAUAUUGAGGGGAUUGAAAAUACAGUUUUUACUCUCAAUGAAGGAUAUUCAGCCCAGGUUUAUACUGAACAAGUGGAUAAAACCAAACUACAUUUAAAAUUGCUUGAUUAUCUUAAUCAUGAUUGGAAAAGUGAAUUUUAUAUAAAAUCUAAUCAACAAGACAUUAGUUUCAUCAGUUUUACCUGUGUUACAGAAAUGGAAAAGACUGAUUUAGAUAUUGCUAUCCACAUGACUUACAACACUGGUCAGGCAAUCGUGGCAUUUCAUAGUCCAUACUGGAUGGUCAAUAAAACUGGCCGAAUGUUACAAUACAAAGCAGAUGGAAUUCAUCGAAAGCAUCCACCUAAUUACAAAAAGCCAGUUCUCUUUUCUUUUCAGCCAAAUCACUUUUUUUAUACCAAUAAGGUUCAGCUUAUGGUAACUGAUAGUGGGUUGUCAGAUCAGUUUUCAAUUGAUACUGUUGGUAGUCAUGGAGCCGUUAAAUGCAAAGGCCCAAAAAUGGAAUAUCAAGUUGGUGUCACUAUAAACCUUAGCAGUUUUAACAUUACCAGAAUUGUGACAUUUACUCCUUUUUAUAUGAUUAAAAACAAGAGCAAAUAUCAUAUAUCAGUGGCUGAAGAGGGAAGUGAUAAAUGGCUCUCUCUUCAAUUGGAGCAGUGUAUCCCCUUUUGGCCUGAGGAUGCUGGCAGUAAACUUCUUAUUCAAGUUGAAAGGAGUGAAGGUCCUCCAAAAAGGAUAUAUUUUAACAAGCAAGAAAAUUGUAUUUUAUUGCGUCUGAAUAAUGAGCUUGGAGGUAUCAUAGCAGAAGUUAAUUUGGCUGAGCAUUCAACCAUUAUUACAUUUUCAGAUUACCAUGAUGGAGCAGCUACAUUCCUGUUAAUAAAUCACACUAAGAAUGAUCUUGUUCAGUACCAACAAAGUUGUCUCAGUGAUAUUGAAGAUUCCCUUCCUCCUGGAAAAGCAGUGUUUUAUACCUGGGCUGAUCCAGUGGGCUCUAGAAAAUUAAAGUGGAGUUGUGGAAAAAGCCAUGGGGAAGUAACACAAAAGGACGAUAUGAUGACACCUAUAAAUUUGGGGAAAAAGACCAUUUAUUUAGUUUCAUUCUUUGAAGGCUUACAGCGUAUUAUUUUAUUCACUGAAGAUCCAAGAGUGUUUAAAGUGACAUAUGAAAGUGAGAAAGCAGAGUUAGCAGAGCAAGAAAUUGUGUUGGCAUUACAAGAUGUUGGAAUUUCUCUUGUCAACAAUUAUACAAAGGAAGAAGUAGCCUAUAUAGGCAUUACAAGUUCUGAUGUGGUUUGGGAAACAAAGCCCAAGAAGAAGGCAAGAUGGAAGACAAUGAGUGUAAAGCAUACUGAGAAGUUGGAAAAAGAAUUUAAGGAAUAUACUGAAUCUUCACCCUUAGAAGACAAGGUUAUUGAGUUGGACACUAAUAUUCCGGUUCGCUUCACACCUAGUGGGAUUAACAUGAAAAUUUUGCAACCACAUGUACAAGCUAUUCGAAGAAACUAUCUUCCAGCAUUAAAAGUAGAAUAUAGCACAUCUGCACAUCAAUCAUCAUUUAGAAUUCAGAUUUACAGAAUACAGAUUCAAAACCAGAUUCCUGGUGCUAUUUUUCCAUUCGUGUUUUAUCCUAUUAAACCUCCAAAGUCUGUCACGAUGGACUCAGCACCAAAACCCUUCACAGAUGUCAGUAUUGUCAUGAGAUCUGCAGGACAUUCGCAGAUAUCACGUAUUAAGUAUUUCAAAGUGUUGAUUCAAGAAAUGGAUCUCAGGUUAGAUCUUGGUUUCGUAUAUGCUCUAGCAGACCUCAUGACAGAAGCUGAGGUGACUGGAAAAACAGAGCUUGAACUAUUUCAUAAAGAUAAAGAAGCUUUUGAAGAAGAAUAUGAGACAGUUUCAUUGGUAGAUCAAUCACAAGUCAGUCUCUAUGAAUAUUUUCAUAUAUCUCCUAUCAAGCUGCAUUUAAGUGUUUCACUGAGUUCGGGUAGAGAAGAAGCUAAAGAUUCAGAGCAUCAUGGAGGACUGAUCCCAGUUCAUUCUUUAAAUCUUUUGCUAAAGAGUAUUGGUGCCACCCUUACAGAUGUACAAGAUGUAGUUUUUAAGCUUGCUUUUUUCGAACUCAACUAUCAGUUCCAUACAACAUCUGAACUACAGUCUGAAGUAAUAAAACACUAUUCAAAACAGGCCAUUAAGCAGAUGUAUGUACUAAUUCUUGGACUUGAUGUUUUGGGAAAUCCUUUUGGCUUAAUUAGAGAAUUUUCAGAAGGUGUGGAAGCAUUUUUUUAUGAACCUUACCAGGGGGCUAUCCAGGGUCCUGAAGAGUUUGUGGAAGGAAUGGCACUAGGACUUAGAGCACUAGUUGGUGGAGCUGUCGGUGGAUUAGCUGGGGCUGCCUCCAAAAUCACCAGUGCUAUGGCUAAAGGAGUAGCAGCUAUGACUAUGGAUGAAGACUACCAGCAGAAGAGAAGAGAAGCAAUGAAUAAGCAACCAGCUGGGCUUAGAGAAGGCAUUACUCGUGGAGGAAAAGGCUUAGUUUCUGGUUUUGUGAGUGGCAUUACAGGAAUUGUUACAAAACCAAUCAAAGGAGCUCAAAAAGAAGGAGCAGCUGGUUUCUUUAAAGGUGUUGGGAAAGGUUUAGUUGGAGCAGUGACCAGACCAACUGGAGGCAUCAUAGACAUGGCUAGCAGUACAUUUCAGGGAAUUAAAAGAGCUACAGAAUCUUAUGAAGUGGAGAGUCUACGACCUCCUCGGUUCUUUAAUGAAGAUGGAGUUAUCAGACCUUACAGGUUGAGGGAUGGUACUGGAAAUCAGAUGUUACAGGUAAUGGAAAAUGGAAGAUUCGCAAAAUACAAAUAUUUUACCCAUGUCAUGAUCAAUAAAACAGAUUUGUUUAUGAUAACUAGAAGUGGUGUAUUGUUUGUAACAAAGGGAGCAUUUGGACAACUUACAUGUGAGUGGCAGUAUAGUUUUGAUGAAUUUACCAAAGAGCCUUUCAUUGUUCAUGGGAGAAGAUUGCGUAUUGAAGCAAAGGAACGGGUGAAGUCUGUAUUUCAUGCCAAAGAGUUUGGAAAAAUAAUUAACUUCAAGACCCCAGAGGAUGCAAGGUGGAUCCUCACAAAGCUAGAAGAAGCAAGAGAACCUUCUCCAAGCCUCUGAGGGAUAACCCUGCCUGAAGACACAGCAAUCCAUUACUACAGCAUCCAUACUGUUACUUCCUAACACCUGUUGGGGAAGCGUGUUCUAGGAGUGAUUUUGAGUAUACUGUAUUCUAGAUGAUUUUUAAAAAUCAGGUAAAACAUCUAUGUGAUUAAAAUUCAUCUCUUCAGAGAACCAUUCAAUUUUCUACCAUGAAUCAAGAAAUAUUUGCUCCAGGUUAUUCUCUGUUGUGGUAGAGAAGUUGCCUGUAGCUGGUCUUCACAUGGGGUGAAGCCUUUAGUUUACAUUUUAAAUUUCAAUCACGUUUACCUCAAACUCAUGGAGUGAUGGAUAUAUUAUCAAAUCAGAUAUUGCUUUAGUGGAAUCAAGAGAACUGUGGUGGUGAUUUCUUCAGAAUCAUAAAGUCAUUUCUUUUUACAAAUUAAUAUUUUGGCAUUAUUUCACUUCUUUUUUAAAGCAUAGGUUUAAAUUAUACUUAAACUGCAUAGCAUGAUCAUGAAAAACAGUCUCUUGAGAUUGAACAUAGAUUAAAUAAUAUCCCUUCAAGCCUCAUUUUAAGAAAGGCUUGAAGAAAUUAAUAUCAUACCCAGAAAAGGAAAGUCUCUCCCAGACUAGAGCCUUAGGAAACUUCAAAUCAACUCCUUGAUAGCUACUUGAUUUACCCAGAUAAUGUUUUUAAGAGACAGAUCUCAAAGGAAAAUUCCUAAAGCCUUAAAUAUACCUAUUUUCUAUUCACUGGUAACAAUAAAAUUUCCAAAUCUUGGAUACAAUGUACCCUAAAAUCUAACCUAGUUAUCUUUUGGCCAUAGAUUAAGAAUUUCUUGUUUGCUUUCUCUAAUUAUUCAAGUAAAAAUUACUUCUUUAGUUUAAAAAGGGCCAGGGGGCAGAGGCUGAGGGAUGUUUUUUUCUUGGUUUUUGUCCAAGAUCUUUGCACCUUAAUAUUCAUGGACUAUUUCAAGUGAAGGAGGAUAAAUAUGUGAUUGUGAAUUAUGAACAGAAUAGUGUAGUAUCUUAAUUAAAUUGUUAUUGAAUAAUAUAGAGUAUUUGAUGCAUGUUGUUUGUGCCAUCAAAUUAUUAUCAACUGUUUUUGAAACUGAAGACUCUAUAUAGUCAAUGGUUGUGAAAUUCUCCUCAGGCUUUUCAAACCCUUGCAUUGUUGUAAAAGCUGAAAUAAACAGCUUGCAAGAUAGUAAUUGUAUUUCUUGCUGACCAGAUCCUACUAAAUACUAUUGAUUUCUCUGAUUACAAAAACUCAUUGUUUAUUAUCAGUAGUUUCACCCAAAAUGCUUUUUCCUUUGCCAAAGAUAAAUUGAAUAGAAAGAAGAUGACAAAUUUUAAACCACAUGGUGGUGUGUGUCCCCAUGGUGAUCUUUGUUCAAAGUAAUGUACUUAUAUUCACUGUUGCUGAGCUCCUCCAGUUUUGCAUAUAUCCAAAUUAAAAAGUAGAGGUAGUCUGAAAGCUUGAUUUAGAUUGUCUCCAUUUGGAACGUUGCUUUACUGGAGUUCUGUUUAAUGCCAUUAGUCCAAAAACUCAUUGCUCCAGUUUCAGCAUUCAGAAAAGGUAUAGACCCCUUAAUUCUGUAGGUAUUCUAUGGUGAAGAAAAAGGGUAAAAUAGUAAGCAUAGAAAUUCUUCUGGUAUCUGGCAAACAGGAGGAAUGGAUCUUGUAACUAGUAUACAUUGUAAAGCCAAUGUGCCUAUAUCUCCUGUUUUCCUUCUAAUGAGAACCUAGAAAAAUCUCUUCCUUCAUCUACACAUCACUUCCUCUGUCUGUAGUUUAUCAGUUGUUUUAUAAGAUUAUGUUCAUCUGAACAAAAAAAGAAUAAGAAGAACAUUAAUAGAUCACUAAAAAGGGAGUAUUUAGCAUAAUACUUUACAAUUUACAGUAGUAUUAUGUUUGUUCACGUAACAGAGUCCAGAAUCUUCUUCCCUGAAUUACAGUGUAUACUUCUCCAAUGGCUUCCCUUUUAAAGGGAGGGCAUAUAUAUGUUGCUUCUUUCCUAAUGUUAGCAGUGUCUUGGGAGAUUUCUGUUUCCUGAAAUACCAUUUCGGUUAAAUCUUCUACAUACCGUAUGUACUAGGUCACAAUAUCAGGUGUGAGCUCCGAUUGCCAACUGUAGUUUUUUUUAAAAAGUUUGAACAGUCUAGAUUGUGUAAUGCCUAUUACACAAUUAGAUAAAGUAUAGUGUAGAUCCACAACUCAAGAGCCCUUCAGAUUGUAAGCACUAUCCUUAGAAUGAGAAGAUAGGAUAGUUCUCACUUAGGCUUAUAAAACAUUUUUCUUUGCUAGCAUGUGACUCUCACUGUGAUUCAGUGAGACCAGAAAAAAAUGCAUGAAAAAAUUAGAUCUACAAAUGGCACCCAAAGACCAUGGCUAUCUUUUACUUAGGUAUAUUUCAACCUCCUAAUCACUAAGCAUUUUACUAUAAUUGGGGACAAAAGUUUUCCUUUUGAGUAAGUUGAAUUUGUUCCAUCUACCUUCUGGCUGAUUUACCAUAACAGGUGGCAAAAGCCCAUAAAAAUGGGGAAUAUAUAUGUCACUUUCUUGUAGGCCCAAAAUAUUCAUUUGCUGGGGGGUACUGUCCAAAUAUCACUCAUUUUAACUAAAGGAGCAGUAAGAAUAUUAAAAGAUCACUGAUAAGGAGUCUUUAGCAUAGCAUUUUACAACUUACAAAAUUUUUUUAAAUAAUGGAUUUUCCCAUUUCUUUAAGAAAGUGUAGACAACUUGCAUUCCUUAUACCAGACUCAAUGCACAACUUAGUCAACCUGAUAUCCUUUGGUGCUAUGCAGUAUCACAAAUAGCUCCUUUACUCUAUAAAGGAACCCAUUUUACCUUUGCCUAAUCCUUUAAACAUCCUUUUGAAGUUGCAUCUUAUGGUUUAUGCUAACCCAGUAAAGGUAGUGCUAGCUGGCUAAAAUUUCAUGAUUCUUAUGAUCUGUAUUUUUAGUUAUAAUGGCCAGUAUACCCAUUAGUACAACUCUUAAUCCCCACCCCGCCCCCACACUUUUAUUUGGUUAAAGUGCUGUUUGUUUUAGAACUGUGCUGUAAGCAAGGCUAGCACCUUGCUGCAUCCUGCUGUAUUACGAAUCUCAUUUGCAUCUAAUUGAAACUUUUCUACUUUAUUUCCUCUUUUGUAAAAUAAAUUGGCCCAUGCCACUUUAAAAAUGUACUUUAAAAUUAUGGCUUAGUUCUAGUUUUUUUAAAAAGCAUAUGGCUUUUAAAAAUACACAUAAUUUUGGUUACCCAAAGAGCUAUGCAAGAAAUACAAUUUCAAAUUUUAUAGGUAGAUAUAUUUUUUAAAUUUUAUUACUGUAUACAAAUGUAAAUUAAUUUGUAAAAUAGUUUAUCACCUACUGUGAUAGGUAUCAAACUGCUUUGAUUGAAAAUCUCUGUCAUGAAUACGAUUCAUUUCAUAUUGCUGAUAUAUUAAUGACGUGUUCCUUUUAUGACAUUCUUGUAACAAGAAAUCCUGUGAGUCUGGUAUAAUAAAGUGUGUAAUAAUUAGAAGUUUACUUAAAGGAGAACAUGUUUAAAACGUCAACAUUUCUUGUUAUGCCAUGAUACCUCCAGUUUUUGGUUACCAAAAAGUUCCCAAUUCUUGCACUGAAAAACAUUCAAAUAACAAUAUCGUAUAGGUUACAUUGAAAUAUUGUCAAUAUCAAUGAUUAUACUCAUGUAACCCACAAACUAUUAGAAAUUAUAUCUAGGACUUGUUACAAGGUAAGAUAGGUUUUUGUAAACUUCUUAAAGUUAUUAUCAUCUCUUUAUGUAACUGUAUUAAACUUAAUAAUGAAGUUUUCAGGGAAGGUACACUUUAAAAAUACUUUUUCUUGCUACUCUGUAUAUUGACCAAAUAAUCUCACAUCUUUGUAAUGCUUAUUCUUUGGUUGCUAUUGGUUAUGAUAGUUCCUGCAUCACUGAAAUGUUUCUUGUUCCUUUUAUAAGUGGGCUCAGCCCAGUUGUCUGUUACACAACCUCUGCUUUAGUUUAUUUUGAUAAGACAAUCUAUAAACCUCAAUAUUUACAGUGAAAUUCAUAGUCUUGAAACCGACCUUAGUCUUUUUGUUUUUGCUCCCCUAAUUGGGUUGGCCAUCCUCACUAAUGACUUCUCUCUGAACAGUAUUUUCUUGGUACUGGUAGAUUUGGAUUGAUUGCAUGAUAAAGAUGAGUGCCCAGUUUAACCAUGUGUAUCUUUUUCAAAUAAACUGAGUACAAUAACACCUUCUAA